This is a messenger RNA of Grammomys surdaster, 1231 nucleotides long. It is a transcript of the gene Acsm1, whose product is annotated as acyl-CoA synthetase medium chain family member 1. Gene Ontology annotation, molecular function: fatty-acyl-CoA synthase activity; fatty acid ligase activity. The record is from RefSeq and is a predicted model, not a curated record. The coding region runs from base 69 to 1007 and encodes 312 amino acids. Gene Ontology annotation, biological process: fatty acid biosynthetic process; acyl-CoA metabolic process. NCBI's taxonomy places the organism in Eukaryota, Metazoa, Chordata, Mammalia, Rodentia, Muridae. Gene Ontology annotation, cellular component: mitochondrial matrix. The transcript is spliced from 9 exons.
UGAAGUCACUGUUUUUUUGAGUUAGCAGAAAGUUUUUAAGCCUGAAGACAUCUGACGUCUUGUGGUGCAUGUCAGACCCAGGAUGGAUUCUGGCUACUGUGGGGAGCCUGAUCGAACCAUGGACAUCAGGAGCCACACUCUUCAUCCACCACCUCCCUCAGUUCGACCCCAAAGUCAUUGUAGAGGCAUUGUUCAAAUACCCCAUCACUCAAUGCCUUGCUGCCCCAGCCGUGUAUCGAAUGGUUCUUCAGCAGAAAAUCUCUAAUCUCAGGUUCCCCACCCUGGAGCACUGCACAACUGGUGGGGAGAGCCUGCUGCCUGAGGAGUAUGAGCAGUGGAAGCAAAGGACAGGCCUCCUCAUUCAUGAGGUCUACGGACAGUCAGAAACGGGGAUCAGCUGUGCCACCCUCCGGGAAAUGAAGAUCAAGCGAGGCUCCAUAGGGAAGGCCAUUUUACCCUUUGACAUACAGAUCAUCGAUGAAAAGGGCAACAUCCUCCCACCGAACACUGAAGGAUACAUUGGCUUCAGGAUCAAGCCCACCAGGCCUCUAGGCCUCUUUGUGGAAUAUGAGAAUAGUCCCGAGAAGACAUCUGAAGUGGAGUGUGGGGAUUUUUACAAUACUGGGGAUAGAGCGACCAUUGAUGAAGACGGUUACUUCUGGUUCUUGGGGAGGGGCGAUGAUGUCAUCAAUGCUUCCGGGUACCGCAUCGGGCCUGCAGAGGUGGAGAAUGCCCUGCUGGAGCACCCAGCGGUGGCAGAGUCUGCGGUGGUGAACAGCCCGGACAAGGAACGAGGAGAGGUGGUGAAGGCAUUUAUUGUCCUCACCCCAGAGUUCCUGUCACAUGAUCAAGAACAGCUUAUCAAAGAGCUACAGCAGCAUGUGAAGUCAGUGACAGCACCAUACAAGUACCCCAGGAAGGUGGAGUUUGUUUCAGAAUUGCCCAAAACCAUCACUGGCAAGGUCAAAAGGAAGGAUCUUCGAAAGAAGGAGUUCGGUCAGAAAUGAACGGCAAUCAACCCAGAGCAUCCUGUGUCCUGAAUCCUUGGCUUUUGGGGGUGGGAUGAGGUGGGGUGAGGAUGGAAUGCAGGAAGGGUAAGUGUGGAAGAGAGAACCAAGACCUCAACAUUUUUGCUUUUUUUUUUUUUUAAUUCAGUUGCUAACCUUCCUGGAAGUCCACAGUGCACUUCCAGGCUGUUUGUGGGCAAUAAAAACACUGAUUUGAAAAAGCA